Trachemys scripta elegans is the source of this 1192-nucleotide messenger RNA. Its product is annotated as maestro heat-like repeat-containing protein family member 2B. Gene Ontology annotation, cellular component: cytoplasm. Lineage: Eukaryota; Metazoa; Chordata; Testudines; Emydidae. The record is from RefSeq and is a predicted model, not a curated record. The transcript has 10 exons. The coding region runs from base 278 to 1192 and encodes 304 amino acids.
UCUGACCCACCAGUUAGGAGUUUCUAUUAUUCUCUUUCCUUCAGACGUUUGUGCACUUCCAGUGCAUUAUAAAAGCAGGCAUAGGUCAAUGUUCAAGAUGGCUUCGUAAGAGAAGGACACUGAUUCUAUAGCCAGUGUCUUACUACUAGCUCAUAAGUUCUAUAUAGCUAUCUCACAGCAGGGUACAACACUUCUCACCCAGGCUAUUGAGGAAGAAGGCACUAUCCAAACCCUGUGCAUUGACAUCCUGCAAUGUCUGGACACCUCAGUCAAUGGAAUGACCCAAGUGUUAUGGCCAAGGCUUCUGGAGUAUGUGGUGCCAGCUCAGUACACUGGUACUUUGAAGCCUCUCUGCAGAUGCCUUAGGGAACUGGUUGAGAAAAAGCAGCAGGAAGGAGAAGAAGCUGCUUGCCUCGACUACAGUGGACCAGUGAAACUCCCUACACCCCAGGGGCUGCUGGCACGACUCCUGGUAGUAGCUUCAUCCCCUUAUGAAAGAGAAGGACAUGGAUGUGCUGCCUUGCAAUUACUUGAGGCCCUGCACCACAAUAUCCACGCAGCAGUGGGUGAGAUGUGGGUACUAAAUAUCCCACCUCUGCUGCAGUACAUUGAAGGAAACACAGAGAAUUCCCUGGACCAUGAACGGUGGGAACACAUGCUGCUUCAGUUCCUAAGAACAUCUCUGGAGAUGAUAGGUGACAGUGCCUGGAGCAGCCAGAUAAGCCUUGAGUUGAGCCAGCAGAUGGCCGGCUAUGCCAGCCCCUCCAAAGAGAAGAGUUUCCUGUAUAAGGCACUAGGAACGUCCUUAGCAGUUUGUCAGGACCUGGUCCACGUUAAAUCACAGACUCAUAAAUUUCUGACGACAACAGAUUGUAUGGAAGCCCCUGAGAGAGAGGGAGUCAUUUCCAUCCUCGCAUUCUCUGCUGAGAACCACUUGGACCUCACCUUGAACGCACUUCAGGAGUUUGGGGCUGCAAUGAGCAAGGUUAAGAUUUCUGGGUUCAUCGGCCGCCUGAAGGACUACCACCAUGGGAAAAGAGGCAAGACUCGCAGCACCCUGAUGCUGACAUACAGCAACGUGGCUGUUCAUGCUCCAAAAGACCAGCUUCUCUCCCGAGUAGAGGCAGACAUCACAGGGAACAUCCUUCACCAUUACAGAGCCAGUUGUCGGGUGUCUGACUGCUGGCACUGA